This is a messenger RNA of Tricharina praecox, 999 nucleotides long. RefSeq lists its product as uncharacterized. Bases 1 to 999 code for a protein of 332 amino acids. The record is from RefSeq and is a predicted model, not a curated record. Lineage: Eukaryota; Fungi; Ascomycota; Pezizomycetes; Pezizales; Pyronemataceae. The transcript is spliced from 2 exons.
AUGACGCUUCCCAUUCCGACUCCGGGCUCCAGCUCGAGCUUGGGGCCGUUACCGCCGCAAUGGCAGGGUUCGGAGGAGUCAGUGAGGGCAUGGUUACAGACCAAGGCGGAGGAGGAGCGACGGAAAGCGGAGGAAGAGCGCACUCGCCAGGAACAGUAUCGGGGAGAUACGAGACGCGUUGAGCUGGAGAUGCUGCGGGAAUCGUUCAAGUACGGCAUACCACCAACGCUCGUGCCGUUGGUGUUUUUGGGCAAGGGUGCCAGUGGGGAAUGGGCGCACGAAUUGGUUGCUCAGCAGAUGGGAAUGUCGGCGCAACAUGUUGGACAACUUGCAAUACAAUCUUCUGCCCAUCCGGCUUCUCCUGCGGGGCCCGCUCUGCGCCGAGAGACUCGGUCGAUACAGCAGAUGCACCAGCAAUCCGUUAGCUCGCAAGGUUCAGGCCACCCGACCCCUCCACAACCACCGCCACACCCCCAUCAACAGCAGCAGCUAAUGGGACCGCCUGGUGGUGGGGUCCCCCCGCCGCCGCCGCCGCCACACUACUCGACGUAUCAGUUGCCAAGUGCCGGAAGGCCUGGGUCGUCACAAUCCCAACCUCCGAUACAGCAAGCAAUAACGCCUCAAGGCGCACCGCCACGCUCGAAUCUCCCCAGGAUCAACACAGGGCCGGGUGAGCCGAAAUAUAUCCAGCAGAUUCACCCGGUGCCAAUGGGCCCACCGCCUGGGGCACCCGGACCUUCUGCACAUCAGACGUCGCACCACCAGGAAGCUGCCGCUUCACAGAUAUCUUUCCACCAUUGGGUUCCGCCGGCUACCCAAUCUGGAGGUGGCGGAACGUCGUCGUCCGCCCAGGCCGCCACCGCUUCGCCACAGAGACAGCUCGACUCUCCGUUCACGCAUCAUCCGGCUCCUAAUGCUUUGUCGGGAAGCGACUACACCAACGCCGACAACCCGGCAGCGCAGAUCGGUUGGCGCGGGGGAGGCGGUGUCGAUAGGUGA